This is a messenger RNA of Poecilia latipinna (sailfin molly), 8357 nucleotides long. RefSeq names its product phosphatidylinositol glycan anchor biosynthesis class G (EMM blood group) (gene pigg). The coding region runs from base 1 to 2907 and encodes 968 amino acids. Gene Ontology annotation, biological process: GPI anchor biosynthetic process. NCBI's taxonomy places the organism in Eukaryota, Metazoa, Chordata, Actinopteri, Cyprinodontiformes, Poeciliidae. The transcript is spliced from 13 exons. Gene Ontology annotation, cellular component: endoplasmic reticulum membrane. The record is from RefSeq and is a predicted model, not a curated record.
AUGAGAGUCCGCUCGUCUGUGUUCGCCUGCUUCAUUUUAAUAUUUGAAGUGCUCGGCGUUGCCCUCUUCCUGAGGGGCUUCUUCCCUGUUCCUGUCAAGUCUUCUUUCUCAUCCAAGAGCAGGCUGUCGGAUUUACCCGCGGAGCCGCUGGCAGGAAGCCCUCCCAACUCCACCCGCCUGCCCCAGCCCCUGUUCAGGAGGGUCGUUCUCAUGGUGGUGGAUGCACUCCGAGAGGACUUCGUGUUUGGACCCUCCGGGGGGUCCCACAUGCCCUACACCCGGUACCUGGUGGAGAAAGGCUCGUCCCACAGCUUCGUGGCCAAGGCAAGACCUCCCACUGUCACCAUGCCAAGGAUCAAGGCUCUCACCACCGGCAGCAUCCCGGGCUUCAUCGACGUGGUGAUGAACCUGAAUUCCCCCGCCCUCCUGGAGGACAACCUCAUUUGGCAGGCCAAAACGGCCGGCAAGCGCAUCGUCUUCUACGGGGACGACACGUGGAUCCGCCUCUUCCCGAAGCACUUCAUGGAGUACGACGGAACAACGUCGUUCUUCGUGUCCGACUACACUGAGGUGGACAACAACGUGACGCGCCACCUGGACAGCACCCUGAAGAGAGACGACUGGGACGUCCUGGUCCUCCACUACCUGGGCCUGGACCACAUCGGCCACAUCAGCGGGCCCCACAGCUCGCUCGUCCGGCCCAAGCUGCUGGAGAUGGACGACGUCCUGAAGAAGAUCCACGGUUCCCUCGUCUCCAAGGAGGCUGAGGGAUCUUUGCCCUACCUGCUGGUGCUGUGUGGAGACCACGGCAUGACCGAGACCGGCAGCCACGGGGGCUCCUCGGAGCCAGAAGUCAACACGGCUCUGGUGCUCAUCAGUCCAGCCUUCAAAAGAAAAGCGGGAAUGGAGAGGCCCGGCGAGGUGGAGCAGGUCGACCUGGCCCCGACGCUGGCCCUGGGCCUUGGGCUGCCCGUGCCUCAGAACAGCGUCGGCCGCGUCAUCCCCGGCGUGCUGGAGGAGCGGUCGAUGCGAGACCAGCUGCGCUUCCUGCAUCUCAACGGCCACCAGCUCAGCUGCCUGCUCCGAGACAGCACGCCCGACUACCAGAAAGAGGCCGGCUUCGAACAGUUUCGUGUGGCAGAAAAGGCUCAUGGGAGCUGGAUGAAGCUCUACCUGGAAGGAAACACCUCGGAGGUUCUGACCAACAUGGGCAAAAAAGUCCUGAAGCAGUACCUGGAGGCUCUGGCUGCCAUGAGUUCUGCUCUGAGCAGACAGCUGGGCAAAUACGACAUGUACUCCAUGAUCGCAGGAAUGGUGUUUGUGUUCCAGCUCCUGCUGGUCUUACUGCUGGCGAUGCCCGAAGCCCUCAGCAGCGCCGCGGCAGUGGACCUUCCAGUGCGCUCCUCCCUGCUCUCCCUGCCUUUCUACCUCUUGUGCCUGCUCCUGGCCUCCGUGCACGUGUUGGUGUGCACGUCUGCGGAGAGCUCCUGUUACUUCUGCAGCCUCUCCUGGGGCCUGGUGUUUGCCGCCGUUGCCUUCUCCUCGGCAAUGUUUUGCAUUCUGAUCUCCAUGGCGAUGCGGAGGCUCCCGCUCGGACCCACGGCCCAUGGGAAGUCUCCUGUGCGGAGCUCCGGUGGGGAGUGGUCGCUGUCGGAGCUCGACGUCCUGCUGCUGGCCGGAACCGUCGGCCACACGCUCAGCCUGGCGGCGAGCAGCUUCGUCGAAGAGGAGCACCAGACCUGGUACUUCCUGCUCAACACGCUCUGCCUCGCCGUCUUCCAGGAUGUCUGCAGGAAGUACUUCAGGGAGCAGAAGGGCUCUGGAGACGAAGAGGAGCACCUCCUUCCGUCCAAGGACGGCCACUCCUCUGCUCACCCCAAGCAGGAGGUCGUCUCGGAGAAGUGGCUGGCGCUGGCCACGCCCCCCUUCACUCUGCUUUGCUGCCGGCUGCUUCGCUCCCUCAACCAGACAGGAGUUCAGUGGGCCCACCUCCCAGAUGUCAGCCACUGGCUCAACAGCGCGGAACAUAAGACGGUCCUGUCCCUGCUGUCCGCGCUCUGCUUGCUCCUCAUCUACCUCCUGGUUCAGAGACGCUGCUCGCUCGUCUCCAAGGUCGCCCUGGCGCUCGGACUCCUGGGUGUCUACAGCUACCGGGCAGCUCUCGGCAAUGUCCUGUUUCCCUGGCAACGCUCCGGCCGAGCCGCGUCCAAAGGAACAGUGGAGGCACGCUUCGUCUACGUCUUCGUCCUGGGCAUCCUCUUCUCGGGCACCAAGGACCUGCUGAGAUCCCAGAUCGUCACGGCAGAUGCGAAGCUGAAGAGCAGGGGGUUGUGGGAGAUUUACGGCGGCCUGGUGCUGCUGGUUUCGCUCCUGUUCCGGGCCCAUAACCUGCCGGUGCUGUGCUGCGGACUCCUCAUCCAGACGCUCAUGGCUCAGUUCAUCUGGAAGAAGCUGCACUACGAUGCGGCCCAGACCACCAUCAUGCAUUACUGGUUUGGCCAAGCCUUCUUUUACUUUCAGGGCAACUCCAACAACAUUGGCACCGUCGACAUUUCUGUGGGCUUUGUUGGUCUGGAAAGCUACAUCGAAGCGCCUGCCAUCUUUUUAACAGCUCUCAGCACUUACGCGGGUCCCCUGCUCUGGGCCUGUCACCUUGUCUGCUACCUGAGCUCGGAGAGAGAAAGGAGCCCGGUCACCGUCGGCCACGGCUGCUACUGCUUGGCCCUGCUGAGGUCGGUGCCGGCCGCCGCCUACGUUGUCCUGGUGACGGUUCUGCGCUACCACCUCUUCAUCUGGAGCGUCUUCUCGCCCAAGCUGCUGUACGAGUCCAUGCACCUGCUGCUGACCGCGGGAGUGUGUCUCGUCUUCAUCACCAUGGAGCAAAGUCCCGGCUCCAGUAAGUCCUAGUGGGAGGCGAGGCGGGGUCGGACACAGACCCCCUCAGACUGCCGCCGUACAAUCGACUCCCGCUCUUCAUCUCCUCACGCUGUGUGAAUAGAUGUGCACUCAGUAAUAUAUUUAAAUACUUUUCUGUUUCUAAAAAAUGGGGGUGGGAAGUGGUUGAGGAUGAAUAAAAAUGUGAUGUAACUUGUGGAAAGAGAAACACCUGUUUCCCUGAGAGAUGUGCUGGACUUGGAGGUGCAGAAUAAAAGCAGGCUGUCGGAGAACUUUGAUGUUGCGUUUUCUGGGGGUAGCUGCGUGUGUUUAUCUGUUUCCAUGCCGACCUGCGUCCUCCAGGCUCACCCCGCCUCAAAACGCUGCGCUCUCUGAAGUCGAGACCGUCGGUUCCCCCGGGGCUCCGGAUGCUUCUUGAUCAGAGGUGAGAGUAACGGCAUCGAACACGACAGUUUUCCAGUUAGAGGAUGUUGGGAUUCGGGGUCCCGCUGCGUCCUUCACUCCCCAACACGGAUACUGGAUUAUUAAUCUAGCCAGAUGUCCCACUGUGACGGACCGAAAGGGGUCCGCUGUCGAUGCCUCUGUGUGUGCCGACUCGGGCCUAAAGGUGCCGAGGUGAGUGUGAGCGAGAUGUCAGACGGCUCCAGCCUGCGUCCGCCUACUCGGAGCUCUAAAACCGGUUCUAAUCGGGCAGUGCUAAUGAAAAUAGCUGUGUGGGAGGAACACAGGAGCGCAGAGUGGGAGUUUUAAAGACACUGCAGUCAUUUCUCUGUAGAAGUUUUUCUAAUGUAUCAUGGAUAAUUGAUUAAACUCCAGUUUUCUUUUCUUUUUUUUCUUUUUUUUUUGUUUUUUUAAUUAUCAUUAUUCCAUAAGUUGAGCUUUUUCGGUGGUAAUUGUUUAUGAAGCUCUCUUGGAGAGCAAACAGCUGUCAGGGUUACACUUCUUUCCAAAAGUAUUUAUUCAUCCUAAGCUUUUCAUUUUGUCACGUUAGAACCACAAACUUCAGUGUGUUUUAUUAGGACCAUUUACUUGUAUUCGGACAAAAGGUGAAACUUAGCUGUUGAGUUAAUUCCUGCAUAUUUACACCACUGUGAAUGGUAAUGUUGAUUAAUGUGAACUGUCCUAAUCAAAUUUAAUUAAUUCUGCAUUUUUAUAUGCAAUAGACUAACUAGUUUUUCAAAAAUAUCAUUCAGAUUACAAAUGAAAAAGGUGUGGAAGAUGUUUACCAAAAAGCAAAAUGCUUCCAAAUCCACGUUUUACACUGAGGGCAGUGCGUUCAGGGUGACGUGUAGCGUUAGAGAUUACAUCCAUUCUCCUAUCAACUAAAACUUUAAAACCAUUUUGAUGUCAUCUGAGUACACCAAUAAUCAAGGUCACUAUUCACCCAACAUGUGUCACCCAGUUUGGGGUGCCACCAGGUUUUGGGUGCCACAUGUUGGGUGAACUUUAGGGUUAACAUCUUGUGGUUAACUCCCAGAUUCUUCCACCUGAGCUCAGGAUUUCUACUGCUGCUCCAGAGUCAACAUGGCCCUCUUGACUGCUCUUCUAGUCUGGAUUUUAUUUUAGGAUUUCACAGUUAAAGGGGGCUCAAUACCAAUGCUCUCCAUCUGGACCAGACUUUAGAAACGGUUCUAGCCCAGGGCGCCACUGAUUUUAUUUAUUUUUUUUAUUAUUUUCUUUUUAAUGAAUGCAUGUUUUGCGAACCUUGCACUUUAUAUAAUGAGCUCUGGCUCAUAUCAGAUGAGUUGUAUUAAUAUUUUGGGAUUUUUAUGAAUAUAAACAAUACGUAUUUGAACAUUAGGACCAAAACUCUUUCCAGUUCAGACCCCCGCAUCAUUGUAAAUCUGACCCUGCUCAUAACUGUUCAGAUAUUUGUUAUACAUUUUGGAAAAGCAUAUAUGAUAUUCGUUCCAUUUCAUAGAUAUACAUGUGUUGUUCUGUCUCAUGAAAACCUUGAAGUUUUUGAGGCUUUAACAUGACAAAAUGGAAAAAUGUUUAAAUGGCACCAAUACUUUUGCAAGUAUUCUCAGUUAUCGUCAACGUCCAAAAGGGGGAAAAGGAUAAUUUUCUGCUUUAUUUUUACGUUAAUCAUUUAUUCUUUCUUAUUUUUCUCUGUUUGUUUGCAAAAUUAACCUGAGUUCUGACUCAGAAACUGAACCUUUUCACCGUGCGGUCUUUGUGUUCUGUCAUGCCCACAAACAAGAGCCAAACUGGCCACCGAGGCGGCUUCGAUCCAAAGCAGUGAGAGCAGCGGUGAAACGGUGACGCUCACCUUUAUUCCACACACUGAUCCAAGUUGCUCUCAAAGCUGCCUGAGUGACCCGGCCUCUCCCCGUCCUGGAACUGUGUGUAUCAUUUGAGUAAUGAGAGCAGCUGCCGAGCCAAGGAGCAACACACGAAGCAGAAACUAAAACUAUCUGAACUGUUAUUUCUUUUGGCAUUGCUGAUGUGAAGGAACAUCUGCGACUCCUUCACAGCGCCGCAUUGAUUACAACCUGCCAGCUCCGACAUCUCCCCCACUUUGAGGUCUGAACAGAAAAAAUAAGGGAGAAGUAAGGGAUCAAGCUGAAAAAUGCAACAGUUUGCGGCGUUUUCAUCUCCAGGCAGAGAAACCGAUUGUUCCCACCCUUAAUGCUUGUCACUCGGCUUGAUGAGCCGCCUGCGUUGCGAAACAGCUUCUCGCCCGAGGCAGAGAUCCCCGACACCCGGCGAGCCCGGCCCGCCACAGGCGUCGCGCCCGGGGGACGUUCGGUGCGUUUGCUCCUGCGCCGAUUCCCGCCGUAGCUCAGGCCUUUUGUUUUCGCCGUGGCUCACCUUGACUGGGACUGACAGACGGAAUGCAAAUGCCCCCGGACACGCAGCAGGAUUUCCGCCGGAGUUCAGAGGGUCUGCGGCGGGAAGACGCGUUGCAUAUGGAUCACUGCGGGUCGGGUCCUCUCCAUCACAGGGAAAGGCACGUUCAGCUUGUGAGAGAGUCCGGGAGCUCAGAGUUAAUUUGACCUUUUUCUAAACCGUCAGAAUGCUACUGUCAAGUGCCUUUUCCGCUCUUUGGCUGAACGGGGAAUCUCAGCCAGACUUCAAAGUCUGCCAUAAAUAGUUUAUGAGCCAGAUAAUAAUCUACAUGACUCUGAGGAUUAGUCUGUCAGUGCUCGGUAUGCUCCACGUCUCUGUCCGACAAGCUCUGCAUUGUCUUUACAAACUGAGCUGCUAACCCACACAGAUGCUACGGAGUUCUCCUGAAUGUGACGUUCGAGGACAACACCACCAGUCACAUCAGUUACUAUCAUGGCAAAUCAUUAGCUAGUAGACUAAAGUGAUAGAAAAACCAACAGUCAUGAUGAACAAACUGAUGUCGAACAGAAAAUGUUGUACAUCCUGGUUAUAGAGCAUCUGAACAAAAUGGGUACUUUGAUUAAAAACUUAAUUGGAGACAGAAAAGUAUCUAAAGAAAUGCAGAAAACAAUCAACUGCUUACUUAAAAUCAUCUCGGAUGCUUGAGAAAUCCAACCAAAACCAGAAAGACGUGGAAGAAAACAAACUACCAUUCUGGUAGGAUGACGGGUGAGUCUGAUCAGCCAACGAUCAAAGAACAUCUACUGUUACCUGUGAGUUGUGUAGCAGUAAGGAUGCCUCUGUGAACCAAAGGUAUCAGCUAGUAGCCCCAACAGAACCCCGUUGUUCAAAACCAAGAAUGGACACGUUGGCAAAGACGUCGUUGUUUGCCCUGAAGAAAAAAAUGGGGCAGAUGGUUUGUCAGACAACAAUCUAAUGCUAAAUUUAAAGAGGCAGGAAACUGGGAAGAAGGGUUGCCGAGGCGUUGCGGUAUAGUCAGGCAGGGAAUGGUCAACGUAAGCCGACUGUUUAACGUUUGGACCAAACGUUGACCGAACAUUCGCUGUGAAGAAAAUACUUUUACUGUGAUUUCUUUUAAUUAACCUUUAUUGUUGAAGGAACGAUGUCUCUACAUGUUCAUUGAUCGUUGUUGUCAUGCUUAUCUACUGCACAGUAAGGGGUUCUUUAUGCUAAAGAGGAAGUGGCUUCAGAAGUUUAGUGACCUCAAACACACCAGUAAGCCAGCAGCAUCUUGGUUGCAGAUGGAGGUUUUGUUAGCAGAACCGAAUCUCCUCACUCUGAGGAUUGGGUUAGCAGAAGUGGCUAACCCAAUCCUCAGACUUCAAUCCAAAAGAAAACUUGUAGAGUGACAUUAGAGAUGCUGAUUCUGAGGUAAGAACAAAAUAUUGAGGGAAACUGUGGAACGGACAGCAGUCAGCCUGAUCGUCCUGGACUAGAACAUGUUCAGUGUUUAAGUUUUCUUAAAUUCUUCAAGCAUUUUGCAGUAAAUAUUUGAGUUUGUAAGCCAAAAUGCAGACACUGCGCUUUUUUUUUAACCGCCUAAUAUUCAUUUUUCCCAUGUUUCUGUAAACUGAGAGCAAACUUAAUCAAUUUUCCUUCACUAUCGGUGUUUCCAAUCCAUUGGUGAACUUGUAGUGAGUUUGUGUGUGUGAAAGUCAAAGCUGCAGCAUGUAGUUAGAGCGUUAUUUAAGUGUUGUUAUUUAGAACACAGCUGCAUUGAUUUACUGCUGUGAGAUAUAAAAAUGAUUGUUGUUCCAGACUUCUCAGAGGGUUUCUCUGCUGCUGAAGAUGAAUUAUGCUGGAUGGAGUAACAUUCAUCUGCAUCUCAUUAGUGUCCUUGCACUAAAUGAAAAAGCCUCGGCUUCGUUUAAUGGAGCCGAGCAGUUCUGUACGGAAGCUGAGAAAAAACGGGCAAUAAUGUUCUUGGGGAUGGAGUUUGAUCUUUAUUUCAGUGGAUUCUGUGUAAAAGGGGCUUUUCCGAUCGACCCGGUCGUAUUUAUUUUCCAAAGAGCCACAAUGACUGCAAAGUGAGGUUCGCCGAUACGCUGAGCUCGCAGGCGGCAGACAGAAAUCCUCAGCCCGGCGUUUUACAGACGGCCUCUCUUCCCUCUCGUCCCCCCAGCGGAUCGUCUGUAAGCCCCCGUCCGUCUGCAGCGGUGCAGGAAGCCUCGGCUCUAACGGGGCUGACACUCUGUGUGUGUGAAAUCGCUCCUGUGUAUCUAAAAUACCCAGCAGCCCGUGAAAUGGAUCGGAAUAAUUGUUUCGUUCACAUGGCUGGAAGCUCUCACGCGUCACGGCGAACGUCUCGGCUUGUGCGUUGUUUCCUCCAGAUUCCCUCCUCGGAGGAAGAAGCGUUUAUUUUCGUGUUGUUAACCACCAGGGUUAGUUUAGUUUAGUUUCUUCAGGAUCUCCUGGUGAUGGUGUCAACUGUACCACAACAAACAUUUUUGCAAAGCACUCUUCUUCAAUGAGCACACAAAAUCAUUCUCGCUUGAUUUUUCUGUCGUUUUAAUAGAAACUAUGCAACUCGAGCUGUUUGUGUGUCGUCUGUUGAUUUGUUUCUGUUGGUUUUACGUGAUCAUCUCAAUAAAGCCGAUCUUUGUACCUAC